Molecule: messenger RNA, 242 nt
Organism: Geodia barretti
Lineage: Eukaryota; Metazoa; Porifera; Demospongiae; Tetractinellida; Geodiidae
Source: the annotation of a GenBank genome assembly
GGAAAGUCGGGCUAAACAGCAUUCAGUUUGUGUUCAGUAAUGCUUCAGGGUUUGUGUAAAGUGUAUAUACCUCUGGGUAGCUUUGUUGCGGUAGCCGAUAGAAUCACUGCAAGCAAGAGCUACUCCUCCAUCAGGACAGAAUGAGAGACCCACAGGAGUCUGCCAGGACAUCCAUCAGAACACCUUCUCGGAUGGUCUCUGAGCCUUGGUCAUCAGCUGCUGCACUAGUUUCCCAUCCUUGG